AUGCCCACAGCGCCGAGCGGCGAGAGCAAGGUGCUCUUUGGCAGCAAGAGACAGGGAAAAAGCUCACAUGCUUCGCCCGCCAGCCACCCCUGGUCCCCAGAGGACUGGACCGCCACCGACGACCGCGUCCGCGGCGGCAGCAGCGUCUCCCACCUGACCUGCUCCCCUUCCCGCGACUCUGCCACCUUCCACGGCACCCUCGACAUCCGCACCCUCGGCGGCGCGGGCUUCGCGAGCCAGCGGACCGUCGACGCGCUGAGGUGGGACCUGUCCGGGUACGACUCCCUGGUCCUGUGCCUCUCCUCCUUUCCCCCUGGUCACGAGGAGGGGCAGCAGCAGCAGGAGGAGGAGGAGGAGACGUCAGCGGCAGCAGCAAAGCGCUACACCGUCGUGCUCAAGGACGCCGACGCGCUGCCCAAGAGGCCCGACGGCCGCGAGCAGAGCACCGUGAGCUGGGAGUUCGACUUCGAGGUCGACGGGCAGGGCCGGGCCGCGGAUGGCGACGACGUAGUGGUGAUGCCCUUUGCCGAGUUCAAGGCCACCUACCGGGGCAAGCCGAAGGAGGACGCAGACCCGCUGGACCUGAGCCGGAUCACGAGAGUGAGCUUCAUGAUGCGGAGCUUCUUUGGUGAGCAAGAAGGCGACUUCUGCCUGGCCCUCAAGUCGCUGGCGGCAGUGAAGAACGAGUCGCGCCAGCCGACACAAGCCGAGAGCGUCUGCACGAACGACAAGCAUAGCCUCGACAAGCCCCUACCGGAGCAGAAGGGGACGGAGAAGCAGGAGCAGCAGCGGGAGCGGGAGCGGCCACCCGAUGCCAAACAUAUUGAAAAGGACCCCACACUUGGCCCAUUUCCCAGCAUCGAAAUGUCGUAA
Molecule: messenger RNA, 873 nt
Organism: Thyridium curvatum
Lineage: Eukaryota; Fungi; Ascomycota; Sordariomycetes; Thyridiales; Thyridiaceae
Exons: 4
Coding region: 1-873 (290 amino acids)
Biological process (GO): NADH dehydrogenase complex assembly
Source: RefSeq, a predicted model, not a curated record